Rotaria sp. Silwood1 is the source of this 1950-nucleotide messenger RNA. The record is from the annotation of a GenBank genome assembly. Lineage: Eukaryota; Metazoa; Rotifera; Eurotatoria; Philodinida; Philodinidae.
AUGGAUCUGUUUGAUGCUCCCUUUUAUUGGGGACGAAUAACGCGACAAGAUGCUGAAGAAAUUCUUGAUCAAUCAGGCUUAAAAAAUGGUCUUUAUCUUAUACGAGAAAAAUUUGAAGAAGCUGGUAGUUAUGCCAUAACAUUAUGUUUUUUCAAACGAUUUUAUCAUUAUCGAAUUGAUCGACUUUUAAAUGAUAAUGUUAUUCUUAAUGGCUCACGUGCUCAAGAAAAAUUUACUUUUUCAAAUAAUGAUAUUCAAUCUAAUGGUCAUGGUCGAUCAACACGAAAUUCUGAACAAAUAGAAUUUCCUGGACCAAUGGAAUUAAUUAAUCAUUUUCAAAAACAUGCUGAACAACUUGUUACAACAUUAUCUAUUCCAUGUCAACGACCAUUUAAUUACAAUUUUAUACAAUUCUGGUGUGUACCAUUGCUGACUCCAGAAUUAUAUAUGAAUAAAAUUUUUCAAGCAGCUUCAAAUACUGAUGAUGAAAUACCAAUUAAAGAUAAAUUAACAUCUAAAAGAUAUAUUUAUGAACGACGAGUAUUAAAAACAUUACAUGAAAGUGAGUUAUGGUUUCAUUCUUGCAUUGGUCGACAGGAAGCAGAAGUUCGUCUUGAAAACGCCGGUAGAAAAAAUGGCCUAUUUCUUGUACGUGAAAAACUAGGUGAUAAACGAUCUCGUGCUGGUUAUUCAUUAAGUUUAUGUUUUCAACAAGAAUAUCAUCAUUAUAUUAUUCAGAAGACGCCAAAUGACUGUUUACAAGUAGCAUCAAGUCAUAAAUCGAGAUGUAUUAAUCAAUUUGGUAGUCUUGCUCAGCUAGUUGAUUUUUAUCAUCGAAAUCAUCAAGAUCUUGCUUGUACUCUUCAAUAUCCAUGUAAUCGUCCUGGUGGAUCGAUACGAAUCGUUCCUUAUCGAACCUUAUUAGACGGUUGUUUAACCUACUUUUAUUUAAAAUAUUUACUUAUGAAAUUUCUAUUUUUAGUUGAUCGAAAUACAGAAUCUGAAAGUAGUAGCACAGAUUUAAGCUCUCCAACAUUACCGAUGUUAAAUGAUCCAAAUAAUACUUCAUCAUUUGAUUUCAAUGUUGCGAAUUCAGCAUCAACAUUUGACUGUGAUAAUAAUCAUGAUUCAUCAUUAAUAGAAAAUGCUUUUAUCGACGAAAAAUAUCUGAUUUUGGGCGAUAAACUUGGUGAAGGUCAAUUUGGUGAAGUGUAUCAUGGUAAAUUGAUUGGAAAUGAUGAAAAUAAUAAUGGUAUAACAAAAUAUACCUUACAACACGUUGCAAUAAAACAAUUACGACAAACACAAAAUUCAUUUAUUCAAGAAUUAUACAAUGAAGGCAAACGUAUGUUGAGUUUAGAUCAUCCUUAUAUUGUUAAAAUAUUUGGUAUAUGUAAACAUGAAAUAACAAUAUCACUUGUACUUGAAUUAUGUCCAUAUGGUGCAAUGAAUCGUUGGCUAAGAUUAAAUAAAACAUUUCGAAUAAGUUAUAUUCUUAAUUAUAUGUAUCAAGUUAGUGAUGGAAUGAAUUAUUUACAUGAAAAAAAUAUAAUUCAUAGAGAUUUAGCAUUAAGAAAUAUACUGAUUAUGUCGAAAACUGUUUGUAAAAUAUCAGAUUUUGGUUUAUCACGUGUUCUUGGAGACAAUAGAUACUAUCAAAUUGGACAAAAUCGCCGAUUACCAUCAAUAUGGUAUCCACCUGAAGUUCUCGAAACACCUUUAUUUCAUUCUCAAGUUGAUAUUUGGUCAUUUGGUAUUACUGUUUGGGAAGCUACAUCCUAUGGUCAAACACCUUAUAAACAAGAACUUGAAGCAAUGCAAGGUAUGCUAUUUGAGUCUAUAUCACAAAAAUUACUCAGAUUUUUACGUAAUGACAAUCGUUUGAAACAACCAUCUAAUUGUCCAAAUCCUAUUUAUGAUUUAAUGCUCAAAUGUUGGGAAUAUGAGUAA